Molecule: messenger RNA, 509 nt
Organism: Neopelma chrysocephalum (saffron-crested tyrant-manakin)
Lineage: Eukaryota; Metazoa; Chordata; Aves; Passeriformes; Pipridae
Product: spectrin alpha chain, non-erythrocytic 1-like
Exons: 3
Coding region: 18-401 (127 amino acids)
Biological process (GO): actin cytoskeleton organization
Cellular component (GO): cell projection; cell junction; cortical actin cytoskeleton
Molecular function (GO): actin filament binding
Source: RefSeq, a predicted model, not a curated record
UGGAGAAAAUUGAUGAAAUGGCUUCAUUUUCUCAGCAGCUAACGCGGAAUAAGCAUUAUGACUCAGACAAUAUCACCAACAGAUGCCAGGCCAUUCUGAGGAGAAAAGAGAGACUGCUGGAGAAUGCUGCUGCUCGCAGACAUUUGCUAGAGGAAUCAAGGCUUCUGCAGAAGUUCCUGAGGAAUUCCUUUGAGGUGGCUGCCUGGAUUAAUGAGAAGAAUAGCAUUGCCCAGGAUGAUAGCUGGAAGGAUCCAAGCAAUCUGCAGACCAAACUGCAGAAGCAUCAGACUUUCCAAGCAGAGAUCAUGGCCAAUAAGAAUCAUCUGGACUCCAUCAAAUCUGUGAGAGAAGCGGGGUUAAUGGCAGGGGUGGGCAAUUGGGAUGAAAGACUCUGUGGAUAGUCAGAGUUACAGUGAUCUCAAACAAGUGAGGGGGAAUCACUGUCCCAUCACUGACAUUAUUCAUGUUCUCUCUCUUAGGGGACGGGGAAGCUUGUUCUUUUAGUCCAU